AUGAAGAAUAUUACGUUUUUAGUUUCCUUUCUAAUUUUUUUAAGAAGCAUAAAUGCUAAUAUUAGCAUAACCAAUUUUACUUAUACAAGUGGGAAAGGUGAUGUAAAUAUAGAGAUUUUUCAAACUGACUAUAUAACUAUAUUAAAGCUUCCUUUUGGAGGAAAAAAUGAACAGAAGUUUGAAAUAAGUGAUGAUUAUAUUAUUACUAAUGAUAAAGAAACAAAUAAUUGUAACAUACCAAAUAACAAUUUUGGUGUGGUGUAUAGCAAAUCCAAUUCUCAAAAUAAAUUUUUGUUUGUACAAAGAGAAUAUACAACAAUUUACAUAAAGGAUAAAAAUAAUGCUUGCUCCCCUAUUUCAAAGAUUGAACCGUCAUUAUAUUCCUUCCAAACUAUAGAAUAUAAAAAGGAAAAGAUAAAAUUAGGGAAUACAACAAAAUGUGACGAGAAAAUUGUCGAAAAGUUAAAAACAUAUAUUGAUCUUUUAGACGAUAUGAAUCUUUCAGAAGAUAUGAAAUGUGACAAAAUAAUAUCAUCAUCGUUUUUACAAAAUAUAGAGAUAAUAGAUUGUACAGUAUAUAUUGGAAAUAUUUUUCUAUUUAAUAAAUUGAAUAAGGAAGAAUAUUAUAUUUGUAUAAAAAAAGAGGAUAAUAAUAAUAAUAAUAAUAAUAUGAAGAAUAAUAUAUCACUUCUUAUCCACACCAUUGAUAUAAAUAAUAUACUUAUAUUUAACACAUUUUAUUGUAACAUAGAAAGCGAUAUUUGUUCAAUUAUAAUUAAUUCGGUUUAUUUUAAUAAUAUGCCUAAUAUAACAGAUGAUACUUUAGUUUUGAAAUCUCAAUGCAAUAUUGAUAGCAACCCUUUAAUAAAUAUUGAUCGUGUUUUAAGAGAAGGGUAUUAUACUUUUCAUUUUAGUAAUCCUAAAAUAUAUUUUUUACAAAUAUGUAUUAAAGAUAAUUUGAAGAAAUAUAGAAUGCUAGGUAAAAUAUAUUUUUUAAAAGCAUAUGACCCAGUCAUAUGUUUUAUUGGCACACCAUGUGUUAUUAAAUCUUUUACAGCAAAAGAAAAUAUACAGUAUGUUCAAAAUAAUAUUGAUAAGGAAACGUUUAUAUUUUCGAAUGAAAAAUGUGAUAAUGAAAAUGUAAAUAAAAAAGAAAAUAGGAAUAUCAUAGAAACAAAUUAUGAUAUGAAAGAGCUAGAAAAUAAUCAACAUUUAUAUCUUUUUAGUAAUAAUCCUUUAACAAAUGAAAAAUAUUUAUGUACCUCAAAUAAUGGGAAUUUUUUAUUGUUAUUUUCCAUAGUCUUAAUUAAAUUACCUGAAUAUAAUAUACAUUAUAGUAUUAUAAAUAAUGUAGUUAUUAAUUAUUCUACUCCUUUUUUUGAAUAUAAUAAUUAUUUAGGGCCAUAUGUAAAAUAUGAAUGUUCAGAUAAAUCGAUAGUUUCAGAUGAAUAUAACAAUUUUAAUAGUAAUAAAGAUAAUGAUUUUUUAUUAAAGAAUGAUGAAUUAAAUUUCACAAUAAAAUUCAAGGCCAUUAUUAUGAGAUUAUGUCUCAAACAAUAUAAUUUUUAUUAUGAUAUUGGAAAAAUAUAUAUUGAAAAUUUGAUAAAUUAUAAAAAAAUUUCUUCUUUAAAUGAUUUUACAUUUAAUGCUGAUAUAUCCAUACAUGCUGAUGAUUUAAAUACCAAAUUAUUAAAAUUUGCAAUAAAAGAAGAUCAUAACUGUCAUUCUGAUCAAGGCUUUUUUGUUCAAUCUAAAGUUAAUUUUCGUGUAGAAAAAAAAUCGUUUUACAAAAAUAUAUUUAUUAAUCAUACAACAUUAUAUGAAUCAAUAAAUAAAAUUAUUUUAGAUAAACAUAUAUAUUAUAUUUGUAUGUGUUCACUACAUGAAAAAUGUUAUGAUAAUAAUAAUCUAAUAGAUUAUAAUACGUAUACAAAUAUUACUAUACCAAAUGAAAUUCAUCCUUCACUAAAUAAAAAAUUUGUAUGCAAAAUUUUUGAGGAUUGUUCUUUUACUAUCAAUUUUGAAAAUGAAGAUAAUAAUAUAUCAGAUAUAUGGAUAGCCAAAAAAGGAAAAUCUUGUAAUUCCAAAGAUAUACAAGAAGGAAUUCAUAUUAAUCAUGAAAACGUUAAAGAAAUAAAUAAAGAAAACCUUCAUGUAAUAACAAAAGUGAAUUUCAAAAUUUAUUAUAUAAUUAGCCAUAUAAAUUAUUCAUAUUUGUUUAAUCAGGAUAUAAUUAUUUGUGGAAAUUAUCGAAAUCAACAUUUUAUUAUUCAUAUAAAAAGUGAUUUCUUCUUAUUAUACUAUGCACUUCCAUUUGAAGAAGAAAUUAAAAUAAAAAAUGUUACACAAAUUAAUGUAGCUACUAAUACACAUGAAGCACAAAAGAAAAAUAUAAAUACACACAGUUUUGAAAAUAUUAAAAAAAAAUAUAAACGCUUAUUUAUUUAUUCAUACCUUGAUGACGGUAAAAGCAAUUUAUAUAAAACUAUUAACGUUAAUGAAGAUGAAAAUGAAAUAUGGGAUACUAUCAAAUUUGAAAUUCCAAAUGAUUAUCCUACAAAAUAUAAUGAAAUAUAUUUUAUUAAAGAAUGUCAUUAUGAUCAAGGUGUUAUAAUAUAUGAUCACAAAAGAGAAUCAGACAAUAUUGUGCUUAAUAAUGAUUAUAAUCAUAUAAUAAAAAGUAAAGAAAUUUACUGGGCAAGAAGAAAGCGAAUAUUUAAUAAAAAAUUAAAGAAAAAAGGAAAAAUAAAAAAUGAAAUUAUUAAUAUAUAUAAUUGCUCAAACGAAGUAAUGGAAAAUCACACAUUAACAACAAUUCUUAUAUUUGAUGGACCAUUAAAAGCUUUAGAUAUUUAUUGUUAUAUGGAACUUGAUUGUACUCAUAAAGAAAAAUUUUCAUUAUUAAAUUAUGAUUAUUCAUUAUUUGUUGAAAUAUCAGAGACACAAAGAAUUAUUAUAUAUUCUAAAGAAUCAGAAGGAAAUAAUAAAAAAAAAUUAAAUAAAGAUGAACAAAUAAAUUUAUAUGAAUCUAAAAGAAUGACAGAACUCAUUUUAAGUAUUCCUAAACAUAUUUCAAAAGGACUAGAACCAGGACCUUAUAAAAUUAUAUAUACAAGAAAAUUCAAACAAUUUAUUCAUGAAUUAUAUGUAGGAACAUUUCAUUUUAUUGGUGCCCCUUUACAAAAAUAUCAUAUUAUACGAGAAAAUCAAGAAAACAUUAUUAUUCAUGGAUAUUUUAAAAAUGUUGAAAAUGAAAAAAUACAAAUUGUAAAACAUGGAAAUACAUGUAUUUUAACAAACAAAGAUAAAAAUAAGAAAUUAUUAAAAUCAACUGAAAUCGAACUUGUUUUAAAUGAAAUUAAAAGAAAUGUUCAAAACUGUACAUAUGUAGAUGAUAACAAAAUAAUAUGUAAAAAUGAUUUACCUGUACAAGGGAAAUUUGUUCUAUGCUGGUGUUAUAAUAUAUUAAGUAAUGAAAAUAAUAUAUGUCAUAAUUUAAAUAUUUAUAGACCUAAAAUUACAGAAGUUUCUUCUCUAUUAUAUUCAAUGGAUCCAAUAUUAGAAAUAUCAAAAUCCUCUCUUACCAAAAUUUUAAAUUAUAAUAUUGGAGAUUUCUUUUUUAUAAUCGAUGAUGAUUGUGAACAUAUCAAAAAUAUUAAAUUAAAAUCUAAAUUAAACGAUGAACAAAAUAUUCUAGAUAUCUAUAAACAUUUACAAUAUCCAAAAAAAUAUGAUUUAUGUAUUUGUAUUGUUCAACAUAAUAUUUCAUGUGAUAAGGAGGAAAAUUAUAAAAAUUUUUAUAUCAAAUUAAACGAAAAAUUUUAUUUUACAAAGGAAAUGGGUAACACAGAUGAAUUUAAUAAUAUGGAUAAUUUAAUAAAAGAUUUUACAUUGACUAUAGAUUAUUUGGAAAAAUUACAAAUGGAUAUGGUCCCUGUCUUUGUUUUUUUACCUGGGCCUGUCGAAUAUAAGGAAUAUGUUUGUUUUUCUGGAAUACCAUGUAACGCACUAAUCAAAAUUAAAAGAUCUACACAAACAAGGUUAAGAACAAACAAUGCGCAAAUUACUGUUGAGAAAAAAGAUGUAACGAAUAAUCAUAUGGAUACUUAUGGGAAUAAAAAUAAGGGAAAUAUCAAAGGCGCCACUACAAAAAAAAUAGAAGAGAAAAAGGAACAAAAAGGGAAUGAUCAAAAGGGAAGUGAAAUAGGAGAUAAUAAUGAAGAUGAAAAUGAAGAUGAAAAUGAAGAUGAAAAUGAAUAUAAUAAGCAAGAUAAUAAACAAGAUAAUAAACAAGAUAAUAAACAAGAUAAUAUGCAAGAUAAAGUAGAAAAUAAGAAUAAUGAUAUCAAUAUGGACAAAAAAAUUUCAGUCAAAGAAACCAAUAUUGAAAAAAAGGAAUAUGAAGAAGAGCAAGACGAUGAUGAAGAAGAAGAAGGGGAAGAAGUGGAAGAAGAAGAGGAAGAAGAAGAAGAAGAAGAAGAGGAAGAAGAAGUGGAAGAUGAAGUGGAAGAUGAAGUGGAAGAUGAAGUGGAAGAACAACAACAAAAACAACAAUUUGAUGAUGAUAAUAAUGAUGAAGUUGAAGAUUCAGAUAAAGAUGAAAAAAAAGAGGACGAAACAGAUGAUUAUAAAAAUAAAGAUAAAAAUUUUAAUCCAAAUGAAGAAGAAUCACAAAAAGUGAAUUCAAACACAGAACAAAAUCAAUAUAGUGAACAAAUUAUUUCAGAUGAAGAACAAGUUAAUAUUGAACACAAACUGUUAGGACAACAUCACUACAUAUAUUACACAUUAAAUGAUACAAAAGAAUGUAAAAAUGAGUAUGAAACCGUUUAUAAAAGUAAUGCAUCCAGUAUAUAUGUUUCACAAGAAAUAAAUUAUUUACAUCAGGGAUUUAUAGAUGGAGUUUAUAAUUUAAAAAUUGAUAUAGUACCUAUAGAUAUAACUAAACGAUAUGAAAUUUGUGCAUCAUUCUAUCCAGAUGAUAAAUAUUUUUAUAAUAUUGGAAAUGUUAUAUUUUAUGGAAUAUUUAAUGAAUCGAAUACUUUAGAUAUAAUUUCAGGUGUUCCAUUUAGCUUUGAAAUAAAUCAAUUCUAUUCGAAGUAUAAUUUAUUCAUUCGUUUGAUUUAUGAAAAGUAUGGAGAUUCUAAAAUAUGUAGAUUAUAUAAUAAUAAUUUUGAAAGUGUGUUUUUAGAAAGUUCUAUAGAACACACAAUAGUUCAACAUGAAAAGAAAGUGUUAGAUAAUUAUAUAACUAAUUAUAAAUGGAAUGAUAUAACAAUCAUUUUAGAUACAGAUAAUAAUAAUUAUAUGACUUCAUAUCAAAAUAUAGAUGGUUCUUAUAAUUUAUAUGUAUGCUCCUGUUAUGAAUUAACUGAGGGACAUUGUGAAUCAGAUAACUAUUUUUCUACACAGGUUAUGAAAUUUUAUGUACAUACAGUUGAAUUAAAAGAACCCAAAAUGAAUUCAAUAAUACAUUUCUUAAAACCAUUUACGCUCAAAUUAGAAACUACCAAAAUAUUAAAUGGAUCCAUUAAGGUUAUACCAAUUGAUAUCAUAUCAGAUUUAAGUAAAUUAUGUUUAGAAUUAAAUUUUAAAAAAAUAUAUUUAAAAUAUCAAGCAGAUAUUAAUGAAUAUGAACAAUCAUAUAAUAUAACUAUUAAUUUCCUUUCUCAAGGUUUUAUUAUAUGUUGGUGUGGAAACGAUAAUUGUAAAGACCAUGAAUAUUUAACCAAAGUUGCUUUUUUCAGAUUGAAUAGUCCAAAAUUUAUAGAUGUACACACAGAUUUAUAUGGAAACUUUUCUUUUCAUUUCUUAAAUCAGUUUGUAAAUAUAAAUGAUAGAGUAAGAUUUGUGGGAGAAGCUUCCUCUUGUUUGGAUGAUGAGAACGUUGAUUUAUUUAAUAAUCACAUUCAAAUAAGAAAAAUAGAAAAUAAAAUAGAAAAAAUGACCAAUGGUGGAAAUAACAAAAAGGCCCAACAACAAAAUAAUAAUAAUAAUAAUAAUAAUAAUAAUAAUAUGCAGGAUGAUAAUUAUGAGAGAUACACAUUCGACUGGGAACAAAUCAUCGAAAUAUAUGGAAAACCAAGAUAUAUUUCUAAAGGCAUAAACCAAAACUGGACAUGGAUUUCUGAAAAUUAUAAAAUGAAAAAUUCAAAUGAAAAAUACAUAAAAAUAUGUUAUUGUUUUCGCUUUUAUUAUAAUAAUUGUAAAGAUACCAAAAAUUUUCUAUAUAUAGGAUUAGUACAUAAUAAUAUUUGGAAUAGCAAAACAAUAAUUAUGCAGAAUGAAUUAGAAACAAAUUAUGAAAUACAUAAUUUGAUAUAUUUUAAUAAAGAUUCUAUUAAAUUUGUUGCAAUUAACUCAUUUAACGAUUUGAAUAGAAAUGUUUGUGAUAAUAUAAAUUAUGAAAAAAAUAUUAUUAUGCCUUACUUUUUUGGAUAUAGUAAUUUUCAUAAUUCGACAUUUAAUCAGAAUAAUAUAUUAAAUAUAGGCAAGACAUAUUAUCUUAAUGAAUUUAUUUUUAUAUUAUGUUAUAAUACUGAAUAUUAUAAGAAGAAAACAUUUUUCUUAUUAGCACCAAAAGAUAUGUCUGAGUUAAAUGAACUUACAACAUAUUAUAAUGAAAAAAUAAAUACAUUUAAUUUAACACAAUCAGGUUUUUCAUAUGAUUCAGAUAUAAAGGAUAUUUCAACAAAAAAUGAAAAUAUUGAAAAAUAUGAAAACUUACAAUUAUUGUUACAAAAUAAAGGGAACAAACCAAACAUAUUUGAGAAUUAUUUUCAUCUAAAAGAUGUAUAUAAAAAGAAUAAUAUGAGUAUAUAUAAUAUGAAUUUUUAUAAUAUGAGUCCAUAUAUAAUUUAUAAUAAUAAGAAGAAUACAAAUAUACAAGUAAAGAAAAAAUUAAAAAUUAUAUUAACAAAAAUGUAUCAUAUGACUAGUAUAGAUAUCAAUGAAAUUAUAUUUUAUAAAGAUAAAGGAGAAUUAUUAACUGGUCUUAAUUUACAAAAUAUAUUUAUUCUACCAAAGAAAAAGAAAGUCAUAUUAUGUUGUUAUAAUGAUGAUUAUAUAGAUGUAGAUAUAAAUGAUGAAAACAAAAUUGGAUUGAAAAAAUCAAACAAAAUACAAGAAUUAAUUGAUAUUUUUAAAAAAUAUCAUCCAAAUUUUGAACGAAAUAAAAAAAAACAAAAUGAUAUAUUAGAACAAUUUAAUAAUAUCAAUGAUAAUUUAUUUAAAUAUGAUUAUAUAAGAAAUGAUAACCAAAAUGAAAUUUAUUAUGAUACAGGCUUUUAUAGAAAUCACAUUUAUAUACAACUAAUUAAUCAUCCAUUUGAUAUAAAAAUAUAUGGAUCUAAUAUACAAAAAAAGAACAAAAAAGAAUAUAUAUUAUAUAUAAUAGAUUUUCAUAAUACUUGUUAUAAAAAUAUGAAUAAAAAUGGAUUUUUCUUAGAACAUAAAAGAUAUAAUGAAAUGGAAAAUUAUAUACACUUUUUACAAAUUUCCAUGAACAAAAUAAAUAAUUACAAAUUGUGUUUAUAUGAAAAAAAUAGUGAUAUAUAUUCCAAUGUGGGUAUUUUGAAUAUGACAGAUUAUUAUGUUAUAAAAGAGAAUUUCUUUUUCGACAAUGAAGAUAUUGAAAAUAUAAAUAAAAAUGAAAUGGAAAUUGAUUAUCAUAAUAAUAAUAAUAAUAAUAAUAAUAAUAAUAAAUAUUACAUUAAAUAUCAUAGUCCAAAUGUCAUCAAAAAUGUAUGCUUAAUUAUAGACAAUACAAACAAAAUAAUUGUUAUUAAAGAAAAGGGAAGCUUUUAUUUUAAUCUGCAAAUAGAAAAAGGAAUAUUCAUAGAGAAGGGAAAUCAAAAAUUAAAUGAACUAUUCCCUGAUAUAAAAAAUCAUGAACUUAUAUCAUGUAAAAAUAAAAAUAAAAAUACAAUUAUAUUAACAAAAACACAUAUUUUUUUGUAUACCAAAAAUAAUAAUAUAUCUUUUUCAACAAAACAUAACUUACCAUUUCCAUAUGACAUCGAUUUUGAUGAUAUGUAUAUAUAUAUAAAUGAUUUAUAUCUGAAUAAAAUUGCACGUAUACAAAUUUUAUCUACUAAAGAUAAUAAAACACCUAUUCCAAUUAUUAAUAAUAAACAAAGAACCAAAAGAAGUAUUAUCAACAAUGAUAAUGAAUCACAACAAAAUAUAAAUCCCUACAAUAGAAAUAGAACUAAUCAAAUUAUAGAUCAAAAUAUUCAAAAGAAAGAAAAAACAUAUCAUCAUUUUAUUCCAUUACAUGAGGUGAAAAAAAAAAAAUUACAAACUAAUAAUAUAAUACAAUUAAAGCAAAAUGAAUUCACCAUUAAAAAUUUGAAAAAUAUAGAUUAUUCAAAAAAUAACAUUCCUAAUCAAAAAAUCAGUUCAAAAGAUGACAUAUACAAAAUGAGAGAUUUUCAAGCAUUCAUAAAUAAACAGGCUAAUUUAAUUACUACCAAUUUAUUUAGUUUGUAUAAUUAUUUUGAGAAGAAAAAAUAUUAUAACACUCUCAGUUAUUUUAUUAAAUGGUUAUGGUCAAAUAAAUUAGGAUCCUCAGGAGAAGAAAAAUAUUCAACAAAAGGUAACAUAACAUUGAAUGGAAACACCAUAAGAAAUGAUAACAAUAAUAAUAAUAAUAAUAAUAAUCAUAUUAGUAGCGGUCGUGAAAAAUAUAUUCAUAGUUAUCAUACAUAUAUUGGAGAAAAAAAGCAUACUGAAAACUUACACAAUACACACCAUUUAAAUAAUUUUAUUCAAUUUUUUCAAAAUAAAAAAAAUUUUAUACAUAAAAAAGAAAAAAAUAGUAAAAAUAUUCCGUCAUAUAAUAUAAUGUUUAACAAUAUUAACCAUAUAUCAAACACAUUAAAUGAUAGAAAAGAACAAGAAUUAACAAGUACCACUAUAAAGAAAAGAACAAAAAGAAAUGUUGAGGGAAAACUUAUGAAUCAAUCAGAUUAUAAUGAACUUAUUUUAGCACGUAUCAAAAAAUAUACAAAUAAAGUAGAAGCUCUGCAUUUUGUCAAUAAUCAACUUGAUUAUAUAAAUUAUAUAAUAAAUUUAAAAAGCCCAUUAAGUAUCAGUAUCCAAAAUAAUGUCCUAUAUAUUUUAGAUUCUAUAAAAAAUAGUUUUUUUAGUUACAAUUUGAUAAAUAAAGAAAUGAAAGAAUUAGAAAAAUAUCAUUUUCAUGAUCAUCCAUACAUAUUAAAAAAUCCUUUACAUUUUUCCAUAUACAAUGGUAUAAUAACAGAAUAUACAGAACAUAAAAAUAACUUAGCAUUUGUCACCCAAAUUGAUAGUAAUGAGAUAAAAAUAAUUGAUUUAAAUAAUAGUAAAAAAUAUAAAAUAAUCAAAGCAAUUAAACUAAGGAAAGGAUAUAAACAUAAUCACAUAAAUUAUGUUAUAGGAAUAAAACAAAAAUUAUUAAUAAUAACAUCACAAAGUGAAAAUAUUAAUCAUUAUAAAAAUAUAAUUUAUCAUUAUCAUUUUAAUUCUUUUGAUCAAUAUUUUAGUAUAUCUUUUAAUUAUACAUUUGCAAAAAAUUAUAAUGCAAGUGAUAAUUUGUAUAUUAUACCUGAUAUAGAUAAAUAUAGUGAUAAUAUAAUAUAUUUUUGUUUUCUAAAUUCAAAUAAUAAAUGUACAAAUAUUGAUGAACUAACCAAUUUGUCUAUAUCUCACGAAUCAGGAAUAAUAACAGGAAAACUAAAUUAUUUUGGGAACUUUUCCUUAAAAAUAUUUGCAAAAACACAUUUUCAAUAUAAAAUUAAUACAUAUACAAAUUUAUAUUCUUAUUGCGGUAUUAGUCAAGAAUAUAAUAAAACAAAAGCUACAUGUGAGAGCUGUCCAAUAGGCACUUUUUGGAAUAGCGAAAAAUUAUUAUGUGAGAACUGUCAUAAAUAUAUUCAAAAUACUUCUACCCUAAAAAAUGGAUCAAAAUUAAAAACAGAUUGUCUAUGUUCCCCAGGAUAUGAAUAUUCUGAUAAAUCAUCGAAAUGUGAAAAAUGUAAACCUGGAUAUUAUAAAGCAAGUGUUGGAAAUUUUAUUUGUAUUAAAGGUUGCCCAAUAAAUGAAAAAAGUAUAACAUAUGGUGCAAAAAAUUAUGAAGAAAUGGAUUGUAAAUGUAUUGAAGGAUAUUAUAGAAAAGGAGAUAAAUGUGUUUUAUGCUUAUCAAAUUAUUAUUGCCCAGGAAAUGAAUUAAUAAAACCAUGUGAUAAACAUAAAAUAUCCAAAGUAGGAAUUAUAGACAAAAAUGAUUGUAAAUGUAAAGAAAAUUAUAUAACAGAUAAUAAAAAUAAUAAUUGUGUUUAUUGUGCUUCUAUAGCAAAAAUUUUAGGCAAACCAAUUUAUUGUUCUUUAUGUGAUCCAAUUUAUUUUUAUGAAGAAAAUUAUAAAAAUUUAUUUAUACUUCCUAAUAAUAUACAUAAUUAUGGACUAAUUAAUAAUAUAUAUAAUUAUGAUGAAGAUUUAUCAUUACAAGGAGAUAUAAUGAAAUAUGCUUAUUUUCAUAAAACCACAAAUAUAGAAAAAAAUUUUACAAACUAUAUAAAUAUUAAUAAUAUAUAUCAUACAUUUAAGAAUAAUAUUAAUAAUUAUGAUUAUUUAAAUACAGACAAAUUUGCUGUCGAAAUAGAUAUUCCUAAACCAAAAAAAUGUAUAUAUUGUGAUAGUGGAUAUUAUAUGAAAAAACAAAAAUGUGUUUCAUGUACUAACAAAUAUUGUGAAGGAUUUAAUCACACUCCAAAAGCAUGUCCUAAAAAUUCAGUUGUAAAUAAAAUAAAUGCACCUUCUAUUUUUGAUUGUUCAUGUAAACGUGGAUAUGGUAUAUUAAAUGAAAGAAGAAAUGCAUAUGAUAAUAAUAUUACAUGUCAGCCAUGUCCACAAAAUUUCUUUAAACAUAUUAUAUCUGACGAUUCCUGUUUCCCAUGCCCAUUAUAUACAUAUACGUUAAAUCAAGGAGCAACAUCUAUAUUACAAUGCUUACCAAAAAAAGGAUAUUUCAUUUAUAUGUUUAAAAAUAUUAAUAUAGACUAUUUAAGAUAUAAAUUUGAUAUAAACACAGAAAAUAGAAUAUAUAAUUAUUUUGAAAAGAAUAAUAAAAUAUUUCAUGAAGAUGUAUAUAAUUUUUUUUUAAACAAGCAAUAUUCAAAAUUUUUUUAUAACACAGAAAAUAAAACAAAUAAUAAUAAUAGUAAUAAUAAUAAUAAUAAUAAUAAUAAUAGUAAUAGUAAUAAUAAUAAUAAUAAUAGUAAUAGUAAUAAUAAUAAUAAUAACAAAACAAAGGAAAAUCAUUCUUAUAAUACAGUGCGGAAUACAUACAACCCUUCGAAUAAUUUACAAAAUAAAAAUACAGAAAAUAUUUAUAAUAUACAAUACUUGGAACAUUUAGGAUUUAUCAAAAAAACUUCAUUGUUCUAUAUUUAUAUGAUACUCUUAAGAAAUAUUGAAGAACAUUAUAAUUUUAAUAUGGAUAGAAUGUUAAAAAUUACUUGCCAUAUAAACCUUCAUUUAAAAAAAAACCCACAUUUCACUAUUACGUAUAAAACAAAUUUACAAGAAUGUAUAGACAGUUGUAAAAAUAAUAUAUAUUGUAGAGGUAUUGAAUUUUCAAGGAAACAAGUAGAAUAUACUCAAAUAAUCUUAAAAAAUAAUAAGAAAAUUAUACUUGGAUAUUUUAAAUGUAAACAAUUUUAUUUCCAGGAUAUAUAUGAUUAUUCUUCCUAUAACUUAGAUUCUUAUUUAAAUGAACAUAUAGAAAAUCAAAUAAAUAUUAAAAGUACAUUAACAUAUACAAAUUUCAUUAUGAAAAAUAAAUCAGAUAUUAUUUAUACUUGUUCAAUUGAUAGAGAUCCUAAAUAUUUACUUUAUAAACAUUAUAAACUAGUAGAAUGUGUAAUAGGGAAAUUUUGUCCAGGUAAUAAUACUCCAUAUAUGAUAUCAUGCCCUAUUAAUUCUAUAACCACAAUACCAAUAUCAACAGAUGUAAAUAAAUGCUUAUGUUUAAAAGGUUAUUCCUAUGUAGGAGUUACAUCUUAUAGAUGUUCUUUAUGUGAUAGAGGAACUUAUAAAAAUUCAACAGGUAAUAAUAAAUGUGAUAAUUGUCCUUUAUCAUUUUCAACAACACAUAGAGGAUCAACAAGUAUUAAGGAUUGCUCUUGCACAUCUGGAAAUUAUCUGACAUUUGAUACCUUGGGAAAUUUUAUACGUACGGAAAAUAUUCAGCAAAAAAAUAUUAGCGAUCAGUAUUUUGUUAUACCCAUAAAACAGAAAUCUCACCAUGAAAAUGAAAAUGAAAAUAAAGGUAAAAAUAAAAAUAAAGAUGAAAAUAAAAAUAUAAAUAUUUUUAAUAUUAAUAAUAUUUACAACCAUGAUCUAGUUUAUAAAACAAAAAUGAUCAAAAUUAGUUUGAAUAAAGAAAAUGAUAAUCAUAAUAAUAAUAAUGAUUAUAUGAACAACAUAUUAAAACAAACUAUAGGUGUAUGUAAACCAUGUACUUUAGAAAACCAUUAUUGUGAAGGAGGUUUAGAAACUGAUAUCACUUUUAAUAAUAAAAUUAUUAAAGGUAAAUUUCAUACCUUACCAAAAAAAUGUCCAAAGGGAUUAGGUAUUCCAAAUAUAAUUAAAGAAAGAAAUUCAAUAAAAAAUUGUUUGUGUAUACAUGGAAAAGUUCUAAGAACCACACAAAAUAAAAAUGUGGAAUGUUUCCCUUGCCCACCUAACACAUUCAAAGAAAAUGAAUAUGACAAUAGUUGUUCAGGUGCUUGUCCUCCAUUUUCCACUACAUUUGUUGGGUCAUCUUAUGAAAAUCAAUGCUUUUGUAAAAAUAAUUAUUAUCUUGUAUCUACGGAUGAUGAAAAUGACAACAACAAUAAUAAUAGUAAGAGCGAUGUAAAUGUGAACAGUUGUAAAAUUUGUCCCGUAGGAGCUAUAUGUAAUAGAGGCUUUAACAUAUAUAUAUAUCUAAAACUAUUAAAUGAUAGAUCAUAUAAUAAUAUAAAUGUAAUAGAUCAUGAAACCCCUUUUCCUAAAUAUGGAUAUUAUGCAGUAUACAGAGAAAAAACAAAUCCAACUAAAUUAUGGGACCCAUUAGAUGAUAAUGCAAUUUCACAUUAUGUCUAUCCUUAUCAUAAAUUGCUCUUAUUUAUUCAAAAAAAUAUACAGAAGGGAAAUUAUUUCUUUUUGGAAAAAGGGAACAAAUUUUACCUUAAUGAUGAAUUUGUGGAAAAAAUGAAAGAAAAGAGUAAAUAUGAAGAAGAAAAAGGAAAUAAAUUUGUACCAAAAAAUAAAAUAAUAGAUAAUAUCAAAACAAAUAAUCUAAAAGGAAAACAUAACAGCAACAACAACAACAAUAAUAACAAUAAUAAUAAUAAUAAUAUCUCAACUUUAUUACACAAGGAUAAUAUACGUCAAAAUAAUUACAAUAAUGAUAUUAUUGAAUUAUCUAGUUAUGAAGAUUAUACAUUGAAAAAAUUGUCCUCAACUUCUACAAUUCGAUCAAAUAAUAAUGUUAUUUCCUUUAUACAAAAUAAUGAUAAAUCUAAUGAUUCAACAAAUGAUAAUAAUAUAGAAAAUGUUGUGGAUAUUUUUAAUAAAUACGUUCAGGAAGCUAAAGAAUUACAAAUACAAAAUAGAAAAUUUGAAAGACUACCAGAUAUACAUCCAUGUACUAUUCCAAACAGAUGCCUUGGUACCUUAAUAAAUUUGUGUUCAGAUGGAUCUACUGGAUAUCAAUGUAAUAACUGUUCAAAAAAUUAUGAUAUGUCUUAUUUUAAAUCUAAAUGUAAAAAGUGUCAAAAUUUAUUCUAUGAAAUAUUACAUAUCAUAUUAUUAAAAUUAUUAUAUUAUAUAAUUGUUAUAUUUAUAUGUGCCCUUAAUGGUAAUAUUUUAAAUAAAUUACAUGUUAGUGGAAUAUUAAUGAGAAUAUGGUUAAAUUGCUCUUUUACUUUUAUAGCUUACGGAUUUUUUAUUCCUAACAUGAAUUCAUUUAUUUCGAAAUAUUGGUAUCUAUAUAAAACAGCUUUUUCUUAUCAUAUGAAAAUUUUUGCUUAUUAUAUAAGGGUACAAUGUCUUCUUAAUUCGUUACAUAUUAAUUUGUCAUAUAAUGAAAUCUGGUAUAUACAAAAAUAUAUGAAUAUUUUUACUCCUAUAUUUGAUUCUAUAUUUAUAACAAUCUUAUUGUUUGCCGUAAUAAAUAUAUACAAAUUUUUUUUUUACAAAAAGAAUAUACUUAUAUUCGAACAACUAUUGUGUACUAUUCCUGAGUUGAAUAUGUUAUAUAAAAAGGAUUUUAUAGAUAAUAUUCAUGAUGUGGCAAAUAAAAACUAUGCAAAUAAUAAAGCUCAUAGUUUUGAAGAAAAUGAAAAUCAAAAUGAAGAGAAAAAAAAUAAAAAAAAUAAAAAAAAUAAAAAAAACAUAAAGGACAAGAACAACACUGAAACAAGAAAUAAUUAUAAUAAUGAUAAUAAUAAUAAUAAUGUUGGUGAUGAAUAUAAUAAUAAUUUUAAUAAGGUUAACAUUAAUUCUAAGGAUGAACAGAUAAACCAUUUUGAAAAAUGCUCAAGCAUUACUACCAUACUAAACAAUUUGGAACUAAACAGCCAAGAUAAAAGUAAAAAAAGUAACAAAAAAAUAUUUGAUAUAAAGAAAAAAACAUCUAUAGAAAAUAUUAAGAAAAAUGAUGCAAAUAUUUUAUCGAAUGAUACCUAUAAUAAUGUAAAAAAUAAAGAAUCCAAUAUAAACACAACAAAAAAUAUAACAAAUAACAUAAAUUAUGAAUUAAAACAUAUUAAAAAUAAAGAGUGGUAUAAUAUAUUCUUAAAUAAAACUAUUCAAUAUAUAUAUGAAGAAAAAAAAAUCUUUGGAUUAUGGCAUUUCAUAUUUAAAAAAAAUGAUAACUGGGUUAAAAAUAUAGGAACAUUUUUAAAUGAUACACUUCCUUGUUAUAUAUUAAUAAUGAUAUUAUCGAUACCAUACAUACUUUUAGAACUUAUACAAUUAACAUAUUGUACACCUAUAAAAUAUAAAACACAAAAAGAAGAUUUUUAUUUAACAUAUCUUAUUACACAGAAAUGUAGUUUAUCGUCUAAAUUAUUUUUAACAGGUUUAAUUGUAACGAUUGCAAUGGUUUCUUUUUAUAUAUGCCUAUGGAUCCUUUUAUUAUAUUUAUAUUCAAAAAGAAAAAGAUUGAAUUUGUUCGAUUUAUUAACAUCAAAUUUAUUAACAGGUUAUAGAAAAGGAAAAAUCAUAUUUGAAUUAAUAAUUUUAUUAAAACAUAUUCUAAUCAUAUUUUUAAUAUGUUUUAAUAUAUAUUAUGAAUUUUAUUAUAUUGUUUUUCUUACAUUAAUAUUAAUUACGUUUGCUAUUCUAGAAAUUUUAUCAAAUCCAUAUGAUAAGAGAUCAUUUAAUAUACUUAAUAAAUCAUUAAAUAUCGGAAAUGUAUUAAAUAUAUUUUUCCCUUUAAUUAUUUGGGGCAGUUUUUAUUGGACAUAUGAAAAAUUUUUUAUAUUUCCUAUAUUUGUUAUAUAUGCUUAUCACAUUUAUAUGAUUCAUCAUAUAGUUAAAGAAUUUACACUAUCUAUACAUUUUAUAAAAAAAGAAAAUAUAGUUAAUAUUCAAACUAUUGGAUAUGAUCCAGAAAAUAUAAAAAAUAAAAAUUAUAAAAUAUAUUAUAAAGUCAUGAACAAAAUUAAAUAUUUCCUUAAUAAAAAUCAGAAGAAAAAUAUUUCAAAUGCCAAUCAAAAUAAAGACAAAGAUUUGAAUAAAAAUAAUAAUUCGAAAGAUCACGUAAAAUUUGAACCAAUUGAAAAUAUUAUAAAAAGAUAUAAUCUCAAAUUAAAUAAGGGUAUCCUCAAAGAUACAAAUAAAAAUAAAAAUAAUGAUAAUAAUAAUAAUAUUAAUAAUAUGCAUACACAGGUUGAGGACAAUAAAAAUGAUAUAUUAUUUAUUAAAAAAAAUGUGUUACCUGUUAAUGUACAUAAUGUGGCUUCUAUUUGGUAUGAUGAGCAAAACGAAGAUUUAUUAUUUCAGAUGCCAUAUCAAAAUAAAUUCUGUCUCAAUAUCAAUAAUGAAGAAAAUGAAAAUGAUGAUAAUGUAAAUGAUUCAACAAAAGAUAAAACAAGUGAUGAAAAAAAUAAUAAUGAUACAAAUGAUGAUCAUUUAAAUGGUAAUAGUAACAAUAAUAAUAAUAAUAGUAAUAAUAAGGAUAAUAAAGAGGUGAAUGAAAAUAAUGAUAAUAUAAAUCAUAACAACAUAAGUAAUCAUAAUAAUAAUUCUUCUAUUACUUUUAAUACUAAUAAAAAGAAGAAAAACUACUUUCAUAAAUUAUCAGAUUAUAUAAUUGAUAAACGAAAUAAGAGAAACAUUAAGUAUUUUAUUACAUCUCUUAUGGAAAUUAUUGAAAAGUUUUUAGAUUCUUCUACACACUGCUAUAUAUACGAAAAUUGGUUCGAUUUUACUAUCCGAUUUGCAUUCGUAUAUAUAUCAUGGAUCAAAAAAUGUAACAAAAAAAAUAAUAUUAUGCUGCCUAUGAAUAUACAACAAUUACAUAUUCAUAUGGACCUCUUUAUAUUUACACCUUUAUUUUCAAAAAAUAAUUCUACUUCAAAAUAUGAAAAAAAUAUACAAAAUUAUUCCAAAAAAAAAAUAUAUAAUAAAAUAAAUAGGUAUGAUGAGAAAAAAGAGAAUGUUGAACUACUUGAAAAAAAUAAUAGUUUUGAAAAUACAGAAAUUAAAAUUAGCCGCAGUUUUGGAUCACACAAUUAUAUGCCAAACAUAAAAAAUAGGAAAAAUAAUAAUGACAGAAAAGGAGAUAUUACUUCUAUAAAUGAUAUAAAUGUAGAUAAUAUAAAUGUAGAUAGUACAAAGGAGGAUGAUAAAAAUGAAAAUUACAAUAUCAACCAUCUAAUAAAUGACCACAAUCAAAAAGAAUCUUCUGAGCAUAUAAACAAUAUAAACGAUCAAAAUAUUAUGGACUAUAAUAUAGAUGAAAAUAUCUCUAAAAAUAAUGAAAAAGAAAAAAAUAUUAAAAUGUCUCCCAAAGAUAAUUCCUUUACUCAAAAAGAAUAUAAUAAUAAUAAUAAAUAUAAUUAUAAUAAUAGUGAUAUUCUUAAUUAUUCUUUAGAUAUUUUUUCAUCAGAAAUGUUUAAUGAAAAUAUGUUUCAUAGUAUCAUAUCUUUAUUCGAAUUAUAUAUGGCUAUAAAAACUUUAAAAUUAAUGGACUCACAUAUUUUUAAUAACCUAUACCAAAUGUAUAAUAAAAAAAUUAUCACUUUCGAUACAAGUAUUAUGUUUUAUAUUAAUAAACUAAGAGAUGAUAUAAAAUCAGAAAUUGAGCAAAUUGAUAAAGAAAUAAACACAGGAGAUACAACAGAAAAAGAAAGAAUUCAAAAUUAUUAUUAUUACAAAGAAGAAUUAAUGAAAAGAAAAAAAUUAGAAGAAGAAUUAUUAUCUAAAAUUAAAAGUCUUGAAGAAUGUAUUGAAGUAAACAAACGAUCACAAUCGUUAAGAAAUAUGUUAUUAACAAAAAAGAAAAAAAAUAAUAAGGAAAAUAUGGAAAAUAAUGAGAAUAAUGAAAAUGUAGAGGAACAUAUAAAUUAUAUCUUUUCCCAUUUACAUAAUGAAGGUACAUAUAAAUUAAAUCAUUCUCAAAAUAUGGACAAAAAAAAUUAA
Plasmodium adleri (nom. inval.) is the source of this 17676-nucleotide messenger RNA. Its product is annotated as cysteine repeat modular protein 4. The coding region runs from base 1 to 17676 and encodes 5891 amino acids. Gene Ontology annotation, biological process: protein ubiquitination; mRNA processing. The record is from RefSeq and is a predicted model, not a curated record. Gene Ontology annotation, molecular function: ubiquitin protein ligase activity. The transcript has 2 exons. Lineage: Eukaryota; Apicomplexa; Aconoidasida; Haemosporida; Plasmodiidae.